Messenger RNA from Alligator sinensis (Chinese alligator), 847 nucleotides. Its product is annotated as integrin beta-like protein 1. NCBI's taxonomy places the organism in Eukaryota, Metazoa, Chordata, Crocodylia, Alligatoridae. Bases 35 to 364 code for a protein of 109 amino acids. The record is from RefSeq and is a predicted model, not a curated record. The transcript is spliced from 3 exons.
UACUAGAGUGCUGCAAACUGCCUGGGAUCUGAACAUGUAUGCUCAAGGGAUCCUCAAACUGGUGCUGCUGCUGGCUGCUUCGCUUCUGAGUCUGCUGCCAGCGCUUCCACCUACUUUCUCCCUGUCCCUGCGGAGCGCCUCUACCAGUGCUUCCUCAUGCCAACUCUCUCAGGCUGAGUCAGAGCUCAGGUGUCAUACAUCAGGAGGGAAGCUAUGCAAUGGCAGAGGCCAGUGUAAUUGUGGUGUCUGCAUCUGCCGAGUGACUGAGCCAGGCAAAUACUAUGGACCCCUGUGUGAGUGCCACGACUGGGUGUGUGACACUUAUGAUGGCAAGAUUUGUGCAGAUUCUGAAGAUUUUCUUUAAAACUGGAGAUCAAGAUGGGAGAAAAGAACAUGGGGAAGAAAUGUCAUCUUAUUGCAUUCCUUAGGUAGUGUGGCCUGGGGCUUGAUGAGAGAGGACAGAAUGAUACUUCAUUUCAAGUGUCCCUGACUAAACAUCUUUACCAGACUCACAUAAACGUGUCAUCUUUUCAGGCCAAAACCCACAAUUAGGUCAGUGGGAAUGUUAGAGGAACUCCGUUAGUAACAGGAUAAUAGAAAUGCAUUCCAGCAGAGGGUUUGGCAAAUUUUGUAGGAAAAAAUAGCAACUUAUUUUAGUAACAAUGUAACCAAGAAAAAGAAGUCCAAUAAUAACACAAAAAGAUCAAGAGUAGGUUUCUAAGAAAAAUGUUUGUACUUGGCACCUAAAACCUGGGAGCUCUAAGGAGAAACUACUUUGUGUGUACCCUGCUGAGCAGUGCAAGACUAGUUAUGCAAAUAAUUUAGUGGAGCAUAUAUAUACUUUAGU